Messenger RNA from Colletotrichum aenigma, 1299 nucleotides. RefSeq names its product MFS transporter asaE (gene asaE-3). The transcript has 4 exons. Gene Ontology annotation, cellular component: fungal-type vacuole membrane. Gene Ontology annotation, biological process: transmembrane transport. Gene Ontology annotation, molecular function: transmembrane transporter activity. The record is from RefSeq and is a predicted model, not a curated record. Bases 1 to 1299 code for a protein of 432 amino acids. NCBI's taxonomy places the organism in Eukaryota, Fungi, Ascomycota, Sordariomycetes, Glomerellales, Glomerellaceae.
AUGAAAGAAGAUAUACCGCAGCCAGCAGAGCAACCGCACAGCUCGGGAUCAGACGGCAUAAUGACCCACGCUCAAAGUACCGAAUCUAUCAUGGACUAUCCAGAUGGCGGAUUGAGAGCUUGGCUAGUCGUAUUUGGUGCCUGGUGUGCCAUGAUACCUUCCAUGGGUCUCUUGAACUCGCUCGCCGUCCUCCAGGCUUGGCUCGGAGAGCACGAGCUUCAAGGGAUGCCACAGUCAUCCACCGGAUGGAUUUUCAGCGGCUAUGCCUUCUUCCUGUUCUUCUGUGGCGCUCAAAUAGGCCCUGUGUUUGAUGCCCAUGACAUGCGCCUAUUGAUCAUCCCCGGAGCUGUCGGCAUCGUACUUGCUCUCGUUUUCACGAGCCUUUCAUCCGAGUUCUACCAAUUCUUUCUCUCGUUCAGUGUGCUUGGCGGGAUUUCGUCGUCGUUGCUGUACAAUCCAGCUGUAUCGGCGAUCGGCCAUUGGUUUCACAAGAAGCGAGGACUGGCCACUGGCCUGGCUUGCACUGCGGGAGGUGUGGGCGGCGUCUGGAUGCCCCUCGUCAUCCUCUACUUGGCUCCUCGCAUUAGCUUCGGCUGGUCUAUACGAGUGAUAGCUCUCAUAUGCGCCAUUCACGGGGCAGCGGCAUGCUGCCUACUGACUAAACGGCUGAAACCUGAGAAGUCAAGAGGCUCUUCCAUCGACCUCAAAGCCCUUAAGGACAUUGACUACGCUGCUGUGGCCCUUGGACUAGUUCUCGUUGAGUUUGCCGUGUUCAUCCCGAUCACAUACAUCUGCUCCUACGGUAUUCACUCUGGGUUCGGAUACCUUGACGCGUACAUGCUCAACCCCCUUCUCAACGUCGGCGCCGUUCCGGGUAGAUUCUUACCCAAUUACGUUGCUGAUCGAUUUGGUGUCAUGAACACAACGUGUACUAUCACAUUUUGCUGUAUGGCUUCGAUAUUUGGCCUCUGGCUUACAGCAAACGGGAGUCGGACCAUGACAACAGCUUUCGCCAUCAUCUACGGAUUUUGGUCAGGAGCAUCUGUGAGCCUUGCUCCAGUCGCCAUUGGCUUGGUCUGUCGGACAGAAGACUACGGGAAACGCAACGGUACCGCAUACACUCUUUGCAGCCUUGGUACUCUCAUCGGGAUUCCAAUCGCCGGAGCGAUUUUAGGAGCCGAGGGCGGCGGCUAUCGGGGGUUGAUAAUAUUCGCUGCGCUAGCCUAUGUAAUAUCCUUGGCCGCUUACAUCUUUGGUCGUGUGCGGUUAGGAGGGUGGUCGCUGGUGAAGGCAUGUUGA